This is a messenger RNA of Alternaria burnsii, 3114 nucleotides long. RefSeq names its product fad binding domain-containing protein. The record is from RefSeq and is a predicted model, not a curated record. The transcript has 5 exons. The coding region runs from base 1 to 3114 and encodes 1037 amino acids. NCBI's taxonomy places the organism in Eukaryota, Fungi, Ascomycota, Dothideomycetes, Pleosporales, Pleosporaceae. Gene Ontology annotation, molecular function: FAD binding; oxidoreductase activity.
AUGCUGGCCAGAUCCUUCACUGUUUCUUUGGCCUGUGCUGCCCUCGCGUUCGCACAGAGCGAUUCGCUUGCUGUCCCACCUGCUGCAGAGACGCUCGCUGCCAAGAUCACGCCUGCAGAACUUCCUCUUUUCGAUGGCGAGGCCAUACAACUGACAGACGAUGUCGUAGCUGCGCUCCAACAAAAUCCUGAUCUUGCAGAGUAUGCGCCACUGUACGAGUUCGAGGACAGCUCGAAUUCUACGCUUUCGGUGCGUGCACGCCGCACUCGUAGAGCUCUUCGUUGCAAGACGAUGCCUGGGGAUGAAUCGUAUCCGAGCAAAGCGGCGUGGAGUGUUUUCGACACCCUAGUUGGCGGUGCUCUGGAGAAGAUUGUUCCUAUAGGCUCGUCCUGCUACAAGAAAUCCGAGUACGACAACUAUGACGCCGCAAAGUGCGCGAACCUGGUGAAGAACUUCGAUCAAGAAGAGAUUUACUAUGUUGAUAACGGUGCACUGAUGAACCCUCUGUGGUAUGGAAUGACCUGUCCCAUCCCCGCUUCAGGCAACUCCUCCAACGGCACUUGCACCCAAGGUGGCUAUUCGGAGUAUGCUGUAAAGAUCAGCAACGUUGCGCAGAUUCAGUUGGCAGUGAACCUCGCACGCAACCUCAACCUUCGCCUAGUCGUUCGCAACACUGGUCAUGACUACAACGGUCGCUCGGUAGGGAAAGGUGCACUGAGUAUCUGGACGCAUGGCCUCAAGGAGAUCAAGUAUGUCAAAAACUACAAGAGUUCAAUGUACAAUGGACCGGUCUUCAAAGUUGGAGCGGGCGUCCAAGGUUUCGAGCUCUACCAAGCUGCCGACAAAUACGGCGUCUCCGCUAUCGCUGGUAUCUGCCCUACCGUGGGUGUGUUUGGAGGCUACUCUACAGGCGGCGGCCACAGUCCUCUAAUGCAGUUAUUCGGCGUGGGGUCCGAUCAAAUCGUCGCUCUCGAAGUCGUCCUUGCUAGUGGCCGUUUCGUUACUGUUACCCCAGAGGUCAACAGUGAUCUUUACUGGGCCAUGUUAGGCGGUGGAGGCGGUACCUUCGGCGUGAUCACAUCUGCUGUAGUCAAGGUCCACCGCAAGGUCCCGGUCACUCAGUCUUCCUGGACCAUCAUGACGUCCGAGGCCGUCACAGUCGAAAAGUUCUGGGAAGCUUUCAAGUUCUUUUUCGACAACAUUCCCGUUUACAACCGAGCGAAAACCUACUCCUAUUUCUCCCUGAUGAAGCUCGCACCAGGAACUUACAUGUGGUCGAUGGGCCCAUUCUUUGCCACGGACAAGACAGUCGAUGAAUAUGAGGCUCUAAUCAAGCCUUUCUACGAGAAGUGUGCCUCGCUUGGUAUUGAGCUCAGUCCCAAUACAACCCACCACGACAGUUUCUACCCAGCCUACCAGGCGACAUUUGGCACCUUCAACUAUUACAUUGGUGGCGCCACAGGUAUUGCGGCCAACCGUCUGUUGACAUCGGAAAACUGGGAAAACUCUGAGAUUCGCAACCAAACAGUGGCCGCUAUUCGGCAGAUUGUGGAAAAUGCUAUGAUGAUAAAUAUGUACCACCAGCGCCCUAUCGACCCAGUACAAAAGGGUGUCAACUCUGUCAACCCUGCUUUCCGCAACGAAGAGAGCCAGAUGGUCGUCAUCAACAAUGUCCCCGAAGAAUCCGCUGCGGGGUGGCAAGCUACCGUCGAAAAGAUCACCACUGAGGUCAUGGCUCCUCUACGUGAGAUAUCACCCGCUGGCGGCGCGUACGGUAAUGAGGCCGACAUCGCCGAGCCGGAUUGGCAACAGUCUUUCUGGGGCUCCAACUACCCCAGGCUCCAGCAGAUCAAGAAGAAGUAUGAUCCUGGUAUGCUCUUCUAUGUGCAUCAUGGUGUUGGCACCGAAGGCUGGGCCAUUGAUGACAACGGCAUUAUCGGCGCGGGUGUUCAGUCGACGAACGGCCCAUUGUGUCGCGUGUACGAACAUCGUGAAGCAUUAGAAGGACGAAUACACCAGCUCGAAGCACAGUUGGCCAGACACGUCAAUGCGCCUAUGCAUGGUAUGGAAUCCAUCGACCACAACCUCAUGGCCGGCACGCCAACAUCCUUCGACUGGCAAGCGACGCCUUCGCACCUCAACCUCGACACCACAAUACCCGCCACAUUCACCGCCGAUGACUUGGAUAUGGGUUCUUUCUCAGCCAGAAGCGGGAGCAUGCCUUCCAUCGCCAUAGAUGAAUGUGAGCCUUUCCCCAACUUCUCCACGCCGUCUUCACCAGUACCUUCAUUAUGGUUAGGUACCACGCGUGCCUCGUCGCCCGAUUCGAUGCCACCUGGAUCCGCACUACCGCAGUUCGGAACGGCAUACCCACCCAUGAGCAAACCCAUGCCAUCGUCGAUCGAACCGCACACGGCGCCAUCUUGGGAGUUCAUGGCUCAAGCAAGCUCCAGUCAGUUACAACCAGGUACUAGCAGUCGAGGUCAUUCUCGGAAGACUUCAACCUCUUCCCUGUCUCAGGCUAGUAAUGAGCAGGCCAUGUCGCCAAUUCCUGAAGUCGAGGAUGACAUCCUCCCUCUGGCUCCAGCACCACGACUACCCCGUCAAGGCAUAUUCGCUGCUCGUCAUACGGAGAGCCCUGGCCCAGGCUCUUCCCGAUCAAGUUUCACCGAUCGCAGUCGUGCUCUGGCAACCACUCCACUUCCCAGUCGCUUCGAAGCAGAGACCUUGACAACGGAGUUCGUCCAACAUCUCGAGUCCCUGGACUAUAGAGCUUACUCCAUCACCCCCUCACUCUUCUCUCGGUUCUGCGAAUCUGUUUACCCCAACUCUCAGCGACCUGCUGUUGAAAUCUCUGCCUCCAUGCCAAUGGCACGCUUCCAUGUCUUCCUAGCAAUGGCCAUUGCGAUGAAGGUGAGGAUCAAGGAUGCGCCAGAAAAUACAAACGCGCUCCUUGAUACUUGCUACGAGCUUGCCAUGCAGCAAGCUUGUUCUUCCACAUUCUGGCAAGAGACAGGCGGGAUGGAAGCAGCUCAACUGUUGGCGCUUUUUGCCUCGCUUCGCAAACCUGCUAGCGAAGAGCCGCGCGGUCUUCAGCACUCCUUCUCUUGGUGA